Messenger RNA from Motacilla alba alba, 5644 nucleotides. It is a transcript of the gene SLC8A1, whose product is annotated as solute carrier family 8 member A1. Gene Ontology annotation, biological process: cell communication; calcium ion import across plasma membrane; sodium ion transmembrane transport. The transcript has 11 exons. Gene Ontology annotation, molecular function: calcium:sodium antiporter activity. The record is from RefSeq and is a predicted model, not a curated record. Gene Ontology annotation, cellular component: axon; postsynapse; sarcolemma. The coding region runs from base 16 to 3504 and encodes 1162 amino acids. Lineage: Eukaryota; Metazoa; Chordata; Aves; Passeriformes; Motacillidae.
GCAGGAAGGGCAUGGAUGGGGACCGUGCCGGGCAGGACGGGCAGGGCUAGGGGCAGGCAGGGCAGGGCUGGGGAGUGCCCCAAGCAGGGAGGGCAGGGCUGCUGGAGGUGGGUCCGCAACCAGCCCUGCCUUUCAAAGUCCCUCGAUCCGAGGAGGAAUUCGGGAAAUAUUUCCAGCAGCGGCAGGACGAGGAGGAGGAGGAGGGCUGAAGCUGCUCCCCAGGAGGAGGCACGGCGGGUCUCUCGCUGCCCGCGCAUCGCGGCGGAGGGAUGCGGAGGGAGGGGAGGCUGCCUGCGGGGCGGGCCGGCUGAGCGCAUCCCCCGGGCGCGCGUGUGUGUGUGUGUGCGCGCGCGCUCCCUCCAUCCAUCCCUCCAUCCCUCCCUUCCUUCCUCCCUCCCUUCUCCCUCCCUCCCUCCCUCCCUCUCUCUCUCUCUCCCUCCCUCCCGCCCGCCGCCGCGCCGCAGCCGCGCACCGGGGCUCCGCCGCCCGCCCCGCCGCGAUGCCCCGCCGCUGCUGAGCCGGCCCCGGCGACGCCCGCUCCUGCAGCCCGCCAGGUUGAGGAUGUUUGGGACCCGUCUGGUGGAAGUGGCCAUGUCGCGAGUAACUCACACGCACGCCUUCCCAGUGAGCUUCCCUCUGCUGAGCCUUGUCCUGGUGCUGCUCUUCCAUGCAGAGGGCACACAUGCGGAGAGCCCCAGUGAACUGCCUGCCAACGACACUGAGGAGUGCGCUGGCUCCUACAUCUGCAAAAAGGGUGUGAUUUUACCAAUAUGGGAACCCCAGGACCCCUCGUUUGGGGACAAAAUCGCUCGGGCAACGGUGUAUUUUGUAGCAAUGGUGUACAUGUUCCUGGGAGUGUCCAUCAUAGCCGACCGCUUCAUGUCCUCCAUCGAAGUCAUUACAUCCCAAGAGCGGGAAAUAACCAUCAAGAAGCCCAAUGGCGAGACCAGCAAAACCACCGUGAGGAUCUGGAACGAGACUGUUUCCAACCUCACACUGAUGGCCUUGGGCUCGUCUGCUCCGGAGAUCCUCCUGUCUGUUAUCGAGGUGUGCGGCCAUGGCUUCACGGCAGGGGACUUGGGGCCAAGCACGAUCGUGGGGAGUGCUGCCUUCAACAUGUUUGUCAUCAUUGCAAUCUGUGUGUACGUGGUGCCAGAUGGAGAGAUAAGGAAGAUCAAGCACUUGCGAGUGUUUUUUGUUACAGCGGCCUGGAGCAUCUUUGCCUACACUUGGCUUUACAUUAUUUUAUCUGUGUCUUCUCCUGGCAUUGUGGAGGUUUGGGAAGGCUUGCUCACCUUCUUCUUCUUCCCCAUCUGUGUGGUGUUUGCCUGGAUAGCUGACAGAAGGCUUUUAUUUUACAAGUACGUCUACAAGAAAUACCGAGCUGGCAAGCAGAGAGGCAUGAUCAUUGAGCAUGAGGGUGACCGGCCCUCCUCUAAGGCUGACAUCGAGAUGGAUGGAAAGGUUGCUAAUUCCCACGUGGAGAACUUUUUGGAUGGGACACUGGUGUUGGAGGUGGACGAAAAAGACCAGGAUGAUGAGGAAGCCAGGAGGGAAAUGGCUCGGAUCCUGAAGGAGCUGAAACAAAAGCACCCAGACAAGGAAAUUGAGCAGCUCAUAGAGUUGGCCAACUACCAGGUCCUGAGCCAGCAGCAGAAGAGCAGGGCCUUCUACCGCAUCCAGGCCACUCGGCUCAUGACCGGCGCUGGGAACAUCCUGAAGAGACAUGCUGCAGACCAGGCUCGGAAAGCCGUCAGCAUGCACGAAGUCAACAGCGAGGUGACCGAAAAUGAUCCUGUCAGCAAGCUCUACUUUGAGCAGGGCACCUACCAGUGCUUGGAGAACUGUGGCACCGUGGCCCUGACCAUCGUCCGCCGGGGAGGAGACCUGACCAACACCGUGUACGUCGACUUCCGGACAGAGGACGGCACGGCCAAUGCUGGCUCUGACUACGAGUUCACUGAAGGGACAGUGGUCUUCAAGCCUGGAGAGACCCAGAAGGAAAUCCGUGUUGGCAUAAUCGACGAUGACAUAUUUGAGGAGGAUGAGAACUUCCUGGUCCAUCUCAGCAACGUCCGUGUGAGCACCGAGGCCUCAGAUGAGGGCGUUCUUGAGGCCAGCCGUGUCUCAACACUUGCCUGCUUGGGAUCACCAUCUACUGCCACCGUCACCAUUUUUGACGAUGACCACGCCGGCAUCUUCACCUUCGAGGAGCCGGUAACACACAUCAGUGAAAGUGUAGGAACCAUGGAAGUGAAAGUGUUGCGAACCUCUGGAGCACGAGGAAAUGUUAUUGUGCCCUACAAAACCAUUGAAGGCACGGCCAAAGGUGGAGGAGAGGACUUUGAAGAUACCUGCGGGGAGCUGGAGUUCCAGAAUGAUGAGAUAGUCAAAACGAUAUCAAUCAAGGUGAUAGAUGAUGAGGAGUAUGAGAAAAACAAGACCUUCUACCUAGAGAUCGGGGAGCCCCGGCUGGUGGAGAUGAGUGAGAAGAAAGCCCUGUUGUUGAAUGAGCUUGGUGGCUUCACCAUCACAGGGAAACUCUGGAAUGGCAAACCUGUCUUCAGGAAGGUCCAGGCUAGAGAUCAUCCUCUUCCUUGCACCGUGGUCUCCAUCCAAGAGGAGAAUGAGGAAAAGCAGCCACUGACCAGCAAGGAGGAGGAAGAGCGUCGGAUCGCAGAGAUGGGGCGCCCAGUCCUGGGGGAGCACACCAAACUCGAGAUCAUCAUUGAGGAAUCCUAUGAGUUCAAGAACACGGUGGACAAGCUCAUUAAGAAGACGAACCUGGCCCUGGUGGUUGGCACAAACAGCUGGAGGGAGCAGUUUAUUGAGGCCAUUACUGUCAGCGCGGGGGAAGAUGACGAUGAUGAUGAAUGUGGGGAGGAGAAGCUGCCCUCCUGCUUUGACUACGUGAUGCACUUUCUGACCGUCUUCUGGAAGGUCCUUUUUGCCUUCGUGCCCCCGACAGACUACUGGAAUGGCUGGGCUUGCUUUGUUGUCUCCAUCCUCAUGAUUGGCCUCCUGACAGCUUUCAUUGGCGACCUGGCAUCCCACUUUGGCUGCACCAUUGGCUUGAAGGACUCCGUCACUGCCGUUGUGUUUGUUGCCCUGGGGACCUCGGUGCCAGACACAUUUGCCAGCAAAGUAGCAGCAACGCAGGACCAAUAUGCGGACGCCUCCAUCGGGAACGUCACCGGGAGCAACGCUGUGAACGUUUUCCUGGGCAUUGGGGUGGCCUGGUCCAUCGCAGCCAUCUACCACGCGGCGCACGGACAAGCCUUCCAAGUCUCCCCCGGCACGCUGGCCUUCUCCGUCACCCUCUUCACCAUUUUUGCUUUUAUCAGUGUGGGAGUGCUGCUCUACCGGCGGAGACCCGAGAUCGGAGGUGAGCUGGGCGGGCCGCGGACUUCCAAGCUGCUCACAUCCUCACUCUUUAUCCUCCUCUGGCUCUUGUACAUAUUCUUCUCAUCUCUGGAAGCCUACUGCCACAUAAAGGGCUUCUAAAGGGACAAUCAGAGAUAGUAAAUAUGUGUAUAUCUAUAUAUAUCUAUAUAGAGUGAUAUAUAGGUAUAGAUAUAGAUAUAAAGCUGUGUAUAAUGAACAGAGAAAGAAUAAAAGAGAUUUGCCAUGUUCACACACCUGCUGAUGGAAAGCGGCUUUGGAGCAUCCUUUGAACUAGGCAGGACCCCAAAGCCAGCAGGACCCCUCUGCAGGCAGCGGCCCCAGCCAGGAGCCAGGGGCAGGGCCCUUUCUGCAACUCGACAAACAGGAGCGGCCAGUGGCCACCGAGCCCCUUCCCAUCGCUGACUCCCAUCCGCUGGCCCCCGGGAAGACGGAUGAGAAGGCGACAGGGGUGCGUCGGUGUGAGGAAGGCCAGAGUAGCUGGUGAGAAACAGAGCAGUGGGCAAGGGAAGGAGAGGAGAGCAAGGGUUCUGAUCUCCCACCGCCAUCCAGCUGCCUUCGCCACCCGGGAACAGGCCCUCUGGCCCUGUUGGAGAGGAGCGAGAGACCGAACUGAAGACAAGGGGAAACUGGGAGCUUUCUAAGGAUAGAACACAAACCGUUUUCGUCAUUGAUUUGGGGUUGUUUUUUUUGUUUCGUUUUGGCGUGUGUACAACUAGCAUUUCCCACCCACAUGCCCCUCACCUUUCCCUGUCCAUGCUUUGGGGGUGCACAGCCGCAGCCUCGUGUCCCGUGUCCCAAGCCGAGGCCGUGCGGAGCGGCGGGAGCCUUCCUCCCACUCCUCCGCCUCCUCGGGCAUGCUGUCGUGGUACUUGUAACAUUUGCAUGAAUGAAAUGAAAUCUAUCUGUAUAUAGCAUCCUAUAGCGAUAGUCCUUCCAACCAUGUGGGUUGAGCAUUGCAGAUUACAAGUGUUUUCUUUUCACUGGGUUUUAUUUAUUUUUAGUUAGUUCGGUUUUGCCAUAGGGUUUUGCUCGUUUGUUUGUUUGUUUCCUCUUAGCGGGGGUGGAAAGGAUGGAAAGCUGUCCCCACUUACUGCUCGUGGCAUGGGUCCAUGAGAAGCAAUAACAGCCAUGCAAUUGUAAGUUUUCAGGGGAGGAAAACCCACACUCCAGAGACUUCAGGCUCUGUCUAGCUGUGUGGAUGGGGUCCUCUGAUGUGCCUGAAGCCAGUGUGAAGGCCUCCUCUGCCCGCAAGGAGGUGUUGCACAGGGUCCCAGGGAGUGGGGUGAGCAGUCUGAGGGGAACAAGCGUGGCUGACUCCCAGCACCUCACAUGCUUCUGCCUUUUGAGUCAGUGGCUGCCUCAAAGCCCUUGGCCCCCUGCUAUUCCCUGUACCCCCAGAGGUGUAGUGACAGCCCCUGUUUCUGAGUGUUAAGCCAUCAGACCAGUCCCCAAAGCUGGUCCUUCCCCACAGCCAUUUGGAGGCAGAGCAAUCCAGCGUAAGGGCUGAAGGGCCAUACUAGAUCUCCCACUCCACUGAGCGUAACCAGGACGCAUCCCCCCAGGAAAAGGUCGUGUUUUGCACUCUCCGAAUCCGAAGUCACUGGACAGGAUGAGACAGGGAGGUGUGACUCAGCAUCACCUCCCUGGUGCCAGGAGUGCAGGCUGGGAUAGAGAGCUGAGCCAGGGAAAUGUGGGUGUAGAGCUCCCCAGGGCACAGCACGGGGCACUGGUGAGAGAUGUCUCCUGACCUGCUGCCCUUUGCCAGGCUUCCUGACAUUCCAGCCAGGCAAACUCCCAGCCUGCACGUCCAUGGUGAGUUCUUCCCACUCAGCUGAAAACCAUGUCUGAUGCUUGUACCAUAACCAGCUGGCUGGGGGUAUUUGUACUCAUCUUGAACUAUCUGUGGAAAUUUUAAUUAACCUGCUGUAAGAUUUUGUCUAGGAAUAUGAAGUUAUGGGUUGUUUUUUUUUCUUCUCGAGCCUUUUUUCACUUUUGAUUUCUUUUGGGGUUUUUCUUUUUUGUUUCUCAUUGUUUUGGGGGAAAAAUCAAACACAGGUGCAGGUUGUUCAGGUUUGUGAUUACCUUUAUGUACAAUGAUUUCAUUUUCAUCUGUUUGGCUUCAUUUUUUUCUUUGUGUGUAUUGCCCACCACUAUAGGCAGUGAGUCCACUAAUUGUGAUGAUCCUUAUCAAUGGUACACAAUGCACAGAGAAAUAAAGUUUGUAAUGAUUCCUGAUGGA